AUGUCUCGUCCAGGUGGACCCUCUGAGGUUUUGGAAGCAGAUGGAAAGGUCGAGUUCAUCUGUGACUUGAUGAGGACCGAGGUUGAAGCAAGGACAGGGAAGAAGUACGUCAUGUUCAAACCCGAGAUGUACAAGACGCAGCUUGUGGCCGGGACCAACUACUUCAUUAAGGUCUAUGUGGGAGGAGAUGAUCAUGUUCAUCUCAGCGUCUACCAAAAACUGCCAUGUAAUGGAGGAACCCUUGAGCUGACUGAGAUUCAGCAAGGCAAAAGCCACCACGACCCCAUUGAGAUGAAAAUGAAAAGGGAGUUUGGUGGUUUAGGUUUUUUUCCGUAG
Molecule: messenger RNA, 336 nt
Organism: Limanda limanda (common dab)
Lineage: Eukaryota; Metazoa; Chordata; Actinopteri; Pleuronectiformes; Pleuronectidae
Product: cystatin-B-like
Exons: 4
Coding region: 1-336 (111 amino acids)
Cellular component (GO): cytosol
Molecular function (GO): cysteine-type endopeptidase inhibitor activity
Source: RefSeq, a predicted model, not a curated record